AUGUGGCUUCACCGCGGGCCGGAGCUGGCGCGGAGGCGCGGUGUCGGCGGCGGCAGCGCAGGUGCCGGGAGGGCGUGCGGUCUCCGGCGAGGCCGGGAGGCGCCGGGGGGAAACCGCCUCCUUCCUGCCCUGGCGGCGAGACGAGCGCGGGGCCGCAGCUGCGGCAGCAGCGCCAUGUGCCAGCGGCGCCGCGAGGGACCGGCGAGCUGGCACCUGGCAGCCCCGCGGAGAGCCGGGGGCCGCUGCCACCCGCCGCGGGGGCUCGGCGCAGUGUCGGGCGGGCGGCAGCGGGGCCCGCGGCGGUGGCGGGCCCGGCUCAGCAGCCUCCGUGCCGCAGGCUCCGGGGAGCUGCGUCUGGUGGGCGGCGGCGGGCGCUGUGCCGGGCGCGUGGAGGUGAAGCACGGCGGUGAGUGGGGCUCCGUGUGCGCCUUCGACUUCGACUGGGAAGCUCGCUGGGCCGUGGUGGUGUGCCGGCAGCUGGGCUGUGGCCGGGUGGCCAGGGCGUCCCUGCACGCCCCGUUCGGGCAGGGCAGCGGGCGGAUCUGGCUGCAGCCCGUCUUCUGCAACGGCACCGAGGACGCGCUGAAGAACUGUUCGCACUUCGGAUGGGGACGGCAUUUCUGCGGCCACGAGUGGGAUGUGGGGGUGACCUGCGCAGAUGCCGUGGAGCUGAGGCUGGCGGGCGGCGGCAGUCCCUGUGCCGGGAGGGUGGAGGUGAAGCUGCAGGGACACUGGGGCUCGGUGGCAGACGACAGCUGGGACAUGGAGGACGCCGAGGUGGUUUGCCAGCAGCUGGGCUGUGGCUCGGCUUCCGGUGCCUUCUCUGCCCGUGACCGCUUUGGCACAGGGGACGGGCUCGUCAGCCUGGUCAUGGUGGACUGCCGUGGGGACGAGACCACGCUCUGGGACUGCGAGAUCCGUGGCUGGGGACCCUAUAACAGGAGCAUUAGUGUCUCGGACACUGCUGUUGUCUGCCAAGGUAGGAGCUGGGCUUGUGGGUGCGUGUGGCAAUUCAUGCACAUCCCUUGA
Messenger RNA from Motacilla alba alba, 1029 nucleotides. Its product is annotated as deleted in malignant brain tumors 1 protein-like. Gene Ontology annotation, molecular function: protein-lysine 6-oxidase activity. Gene Ontology annotation, biological process: peptidyl-lysine oxidation. Gene Ontology annotation, cellular component: membrane. The transcript has 3 exons. The record is from RefSeq and is a predicted model, not a curated record. Lineage: Eukaryota; Metazoa; Chordata; Aves; Passeriformes; Motacillidae. The coding region runs from base 1 to 1029 and encodes 342 amino acids.